AUUAUAUGUGUGUGUUGGGUUCUCAAAUGUGAUUUGACGUGAGCCGUGAAUCGAAAAUAUUUCGUAGUCGCCCUCGUUUGAUUGUAAUAAAAUUUAUUUGAACCAUAGUUUCGUGCAUGUGAUAUAAGAAGAUUGUUGAAGAAAUGAGAUGAUGUGAUUUUAAACAUAUAUUUUUGAAAUGGAGUCUAUAGCUAAUCAAAAGGUGUCGUGUAUAGUCAACUUUGCAUAUGAUGCAUUAGAACCAGAUGAGUUGACUGUGAGACCCGGUGAUAUAUUAAGAGAAGUAGAAAGACUGCCAGGUGGCUGGUGGAAAGGAGAAUUGAAAGGAAGACGUGGAAUGUUUCCUGAUAACUUUGUUUCCGUCCUAACUGAACAUAAUAAUGCAAGAUCGGGUGUAGUGCCAGGGCGUUGUCGGGCAGUGUUUAGUUACCAACCUGCUAACCCUGAUGAGUUACCUCUUUGUGUGGGGGACGUGUUGGAAGUACUAGGAGAGGUAGAGGAGGGGUGGUGGCAGGGGCGGCGCGCGGGGCGGUCGGGCGUGUUCCCGUCCAACUUCGUGGUGAUGCUGGAGCCGCCGCCCGCGCAACCCGCGCCGCCCGCACCCGUCGAGCCAGCGCCGGCGUUGCCGCCCAAGCCGGUAAAGGAGCAAUGUCGCGUACUAUUCCCUUACUCGGCGGUGAACGAUGAUGAGCUGACGCUGUCGGAGGGCGACAUAGUGAACAUCGUGUCGAAGGACGCGCCGGACCGCGGCUGGUGGAAGGGCGAGCUGCACGGGCGAGUGGGACUGUUUCCGGAUAACUUCGUGCAGUUGUUACCGGCUGUCGCCCAAGAGGUCGAAGAAAAGAAACCAGAUCGGCCGCCUGCGAAGACAAGCCCGCUGUAUCCCGUACUCAACAAGUACAGCGAGAAAACCGCCUCCGUCAAAGAACUGACUACUUCUAAAGUAAGCAUGCACAAGGAAAAUACAUUAAGCAAAGAAAGCAGCGCACAAAGUACAGUCACGCACACAAAUAAGAGUGAAUCGGAAAAAGUUAUACAAAGUGAAACGGUUACAGAUGGAACGCUUGAACAUAUAAAGAAACCUCCAGUGCCAUUAAAGAAAAGUCCUACUCCCACCUCAGGCGUGGGCGGGUUGUUCAGCGGAUUGAAGAGCAAAAUUAUUCCAUCAUCAGAGAAGACGGAAAAAUCAUCAACAACAGUGUCAAGUGGAAGCAGCAAUAGCGGCGAGUGGGACCGCACCGACGGCAGUGCGGCCAGCAAGUCCAGCGCCAACGCCAACGCCAACGCCAACGCCAACGCCAGCGCCAACUCCAACAGCAAUACCAAUACCAAUGUGAACGCAGCCAACAAUACGUUCGAUCACAUCGAAAGGAAUUCAAUUUUGAACGAUCCAAGGGCUGGCAGGGUGAAGGCGCCGCGCCGCCGCCCGCCCAGCCAGGCGCUGCGCGACGACGCGCCGCUCGGCCUCACCAACGGACACGAGGUUCCGUCAGAAAAACCAGCGCCUGAAAAGGCGGAGGAGAUUAAACCUCGAACUCGUGAAUGGGAAAAACACAAAGCACCCUGGAUGGAGGAGUUGAAGUUGAACCAAGCGAAGAAGACGAGCUUCGGGUCUGAAGGGAAAUCUAGAUCGGUGUCAACUUCUUCUGAAGCUAGCGGUAUUGCCAGUAAAGCGGGCGGCGGUAGCACUGACAGAAUUCUGGAAUGUGGUCUAGAGGAGAAGCGUUCAUCUCAUUCCAUGGAAAUGUCAAAGAGUACUUCAUCGAUAAGCAAUAGAAUAUCUGUGCUAGAGACUUUGGAGCUCAGUAUAGAGACGAAAUCGCGCCAAUCUACUGAACCUAAGAAAGACGUCCCACCGGAGCUUCCGACGAGCAAACCGCCCACGCUGCAGUCUCCCACCGCCGCCGGUCGAACGAUAAUCUCGAUGUUAGACGAGAUCAAGAAACCUCCCGCGCCGGCCCCGCCCAGCGCGUCGAGUCGCACCACCAACGACAACUCCGACAAGUUUCCGAACGUCAAGCCCGACAAGCCCGAUAGGCAGUCCAUCGUCGACAAACAGAGUGAAACCACUUCGAUUAAUAAGUUCGGUAUCGAGAAGUCGACUGCCGGGGCGAUGGAGUCGAGUGAAAGGAUUGAAGAUAGAACCAUGAGCUCGAGCACCCUGGAGAGGCGGUUCCAUUCGCUGAAAACUGAUAAGGCUGAGGGGUCAGAAGUGUUAAUAGCUCAGCUCAAUGACAGGAUAUUAAACCUAGAGAAGCUAUUAGAAGUACAAAAUGCUAAAUUUAACGCUGCAAUUGAAGAUCUAACACAUAAAUUAAAACAGGAGUCUGAUAAGCGUCAAGCGUUGCAGUCGGAAAUAGAAAAACUUGCUCAUUGCGUCACACAAGUGUAAUGUAAGUGUUGCAAAUAGUGAACUUCUUGCGAAGUGGAUUAAAAUUAGGGGUAAAACGACAAUUAAGUAAAAGCGGAUGUAUCCGACAUGAAACCUAAUAAUAAAUGUUAGAAUUAUUAGUAAUGCGAUAAAUAUUACAAGCACCGCAAAAUUGCAUUCGUGUAGCAAAAUAAUUAGAACGAUUGCAUGUCACUGUAGUGUCAAUUUAUGCUAAGUAUCGGUUUUUUCUUUGAACACAUCAGUACCACGCAGGCGUGAGAAUCCCGCAAUUUUUUACUAAUUGACGAAAUAUGAUAAUAAUUUGACUGUUUAAAAAUUGUACCUUAUUAAUCAGUGACAAUUCUUUGUGUACUUUAUGCAGUUGAUACAUAAUAUUCAGUUUAAUGACGUCAUUAUACAAUAAUUGUUAAUAUUUAUAAACGCUUGUGAUAUAAUAAAUUCCUUGACGGUUAAAUGAGAUAGCUGUACUUAAGUCCGCAUGUACAUUAUAGAAGGGUUAAGGGCUUUAGAUAAGAUUAUUGUAGGGUAAUUCAAUUUUUAAUAUUAUGUGAGAUGUUGUUGAGAAUGUUUUUAUUUUUAAUAUUACUCUUUAAUUUGUUUUGUUUUUUAAGUGCUAAUAUUUAUACGUACGUAGUCUGAAUUUUAUACAAGAGAUUAUGACGUCAGGCUGUAGGUUAGGCGAAUAUAACUCUGUAUCUCGCAUCCUUGUCUUCGCGGCCAAACUAGCGAAUAAAAUAUAUUUUAUUGUGCAACUAUCUCGGCUAUAAUUUGGUCGCUCAUAUGUAAACGAACUUUAAAUAUGAUCUAACGCUCAACAUAAAUAAGAAACCGUUCAGCGAGAGAUAAAACUUAAUAUUCAAAUGUUAAAAUUCACAUGAUUUGCGGCGUUUUAAAUGAAAUUAUUUGGAAGAAUAUGUUUGCUACAUCGUGGUAGUGUGAGUAUGGAAUAGUAUGCCUUGUUGUCUCGUAUGAAGUUUGAAUUUGAGCUCUAUGAAAAUAUAAAAUAAUGAAAUGUUCGACACUAAACGGUUUCUUACUAAAUGUACUUAUAACCGUAGGGUUUCGUAAAUUUGUGAAGCAAGUCGUUCAAAAUUAAGUUUCAGCAGUCAAUUUUGAUUACAAAAAAAAAGUGCCAUUUUAUUUUGCUUUUCGCAAGUGUAAAUUGAAUUAGUCAUCUAUAGAGAUGUUAAAAAGAUUGUGAUUAAAUAGGUGGUACCAUCAUGGUGAUCAUCUAUUGUGAUUUGCACAUUCCAUGUUCGUAAGCAAAGUGUACAUAUUUAUGGCAUAUAAGGCCAAAUGUGCACAACGCACAUUGCGGUUAUCAAUUAGUAUUGAUCUUUAAUUUUAUAUAUAAAUUGUUAUAUUACUCAUAUGUAAUAAGACAUGAAUAAACUUUCAAUGUAAUAAAAAAAUAAUUAAAAUUAAAGUUCAAUAUUAAAUAUAGUAUUUGUUAUUCUCUUAUAAUAAUGCGCUUUCAAUAUGAAUAGGUAAAGUUUGUUAUUGACUAACCACUGCUCCCUUGUAAUACGAAGGGUACGCGUAAUUAUUGCGAAGGCCAUAUUUUACAUGUAGUUAAUAUAUUUUUAUAUUUGUACAAACAUACAUGUCCAUAUGUUUUCAUAUAACCUCAUAUUUGUACCUUUUCUUCAAACAUAUCUUUGUAUUUAUUUCAUGUAGAUUAUAAAUAAUUAAUAUUUACAUCCAGUACAGAUGAACAUACAUUAUAAAGGAAAUGUAAUGAUAGCGUAUAUGUAACAUGAACUUGUAAGGUUGUGUUGUACCAUCCAUUAUUUAUAUAAAUGUGACCAUGAUUUGUGUUUUCCAAUCACAUUUUUGAUGUUUAUUUAAUUCUUCAGUUGUAAUUUACUAAAUUAAUGUCAUAAAAAUCUACUUAUAAUAUUAUACGAUAAAUUAUGUUUUAUAAUAAUAAUAAGUAGUGCCUAAUUAACUAUUUAGCGUCAAAGUUUUACAGACAGCCGGUUAAAUUAUUAAUAUCAGAUGGUUUCUAUCAAUAUAUAUAACAGUGGAUAUCCGGUUGGGUCGUUAUAAAUCGCUUAGUAUCGCUUUAGAGUAUGUAGUUUUGGUUAUAUUGUGAUAAAUAUUGCCUAACGCAUAUACUAAAAUUAAUAUGUAAAUUGUUUCAAUGGCUUUAAUAGUGCACAAAUAUGUCACAUAAUAAACAUUUAUAGAAUUUUUAUUACGCAAAACUUUAACGUAUAGAAACUGAAUAUUCACAUUUAUUAUAACAUAGGUAGUACAAAAUUUAAUAGCGUCAAUGUGACAGUAUUGGAUAUUUGUAAAUUUAAUUGUAGACUUGUUUUAUGAAAACUAUUCAAACUGUCGUUAUUAUAUAGUUCGUAUGUAUUGAAUUGGAAAUGUAUUGUUAACAUAUUGUUCGCCCUCGUCUUAUUUGUAAACAUUUAAUUUAAAUUUGAAGUGUAUGGCAGAGUUUACUUCGUAAACUCAUGAUUUUAAUACUUUUCAUAUUAUUUUUGUGAUAAAUAUUUCAUAUUCUGUAAACUUAUCUAUUUUUUACGGUCCUUAUCACUUUGCUGAUUUUAAAAUAGAAAUUUGAAUAUUUUAAAAUACAAAAAAAAAUGUUUUUUUUUUUUUUUGCGUAUUAUUUGACAAAAUUAUUUAACGAAUGUGGUUUUUUAAAAGCACUUGAAUAAAUAUCAAAGAUUAAAAACGAAUUUGUUUUUAUUUAAUUCGGAACGAUCAUGUUUCAACAUUAUUAGAAACAGUUAGCGUUGCGAAACAGAUUAUAAGGUUAAAGGUUAACAAACGAGGCUAUGGACUGAAUAUAUGACUCAUUUUGCUCUGUAACCUCGGAGCAUUGUGAAAUAUGACAAAAACAUUCAAAAUAUGUAACAGAAUUGUAUAUUAUUUAAAAACAAAACAAUAACUACUACUAUUUGGCGAAACACUAUUUAUUCAUAUAACUGUCGAGUGUUUAAGUCGAUUGAAAUACGUGUACCUGACAUUUUUAUAUUGUUACAUUAGAUAUGCGAGGUCGCCGCUCGCGUAAAAUAUUUCUUUACGUUCUUUUUCUUCUUUGAAAUAUAUUGUUUGAAUUUCUUAAAAAAAAAAAACAAAUUCAAAUUACAGAUUAAAUUAGAUUUAAACAAAAUCGGGAUUGAUGAUUUGACAUGAAUGAUAUAAUUAUGUACUACUGCUAAAAACUAGGACUAGGCCUAGAAUGAGGUAAAUGCAAAAACCUUUUAUUGUAUGAAGUCAUAACUCAAUUCAUAUCAAUUCUUGUCAUGCGAAAUUUAGAGGCGGUUGAUUAUUCACGUCAAUAAUUGCAUUUAUUAACUCUCCAUGUAUAUACGUAUAAAUAUUUUGUAGAUGUUUUAAAUGUACAUAAAGUUGUCGGGAAAACGAAAUAUCACACUUAGGUUUAUAAGAUAAACCAGAGUUUAUGUUGUAUGAUAAAGAACAUUUUUAGUACUUAAUUUAUGUUACAGACAUUGUCCCGUUCCAUUGCAUUCCUAAGUUUUACGAAUAUUCGUAUUAUGAUAAAUAAAUUUAUGAUUGUACCUUUA
Nymphalis io (European peacock) is the source of this 5937-nucleotide messenger RNA. It is a transcript of the gene cindr, whose product is annotated as SH3 domain-containing kinase-binding protein 1. Gene Ontology annotation, molecular function: protein binding. The transcript has 15 exons. NCBI's taxonomy places the organism in Eukaryota, Metazoa, Arthropoda, Insecta, Lepidoptera, Nymphalidae. The record is from RefSeq and is a predicted model, not a curated record. The coding region runs from base 179 to 2392 and encodes 737 amino acids.